This is a messenger RNA of Pocillopora meandrina, 9184 nucleotides long. Lineage: Eukaryota; Metazoa; Cnidaria; Anthozoa; Scleractinia; Pocilloporidae. The record is from the annotation of a GenBank genome assembly.
AUCCAAUAUGGCUUCCAUGACAUUCUAGUUUAAGCCACACUCGGCUCGAAAAUGUCAGUCUGUAGAGUGAAUUACCUUGUCUUCUAGGUUUUUGGCUCAUAUACCUAAGAAAUACUUGGGAAGGGUUCUACAUUCAGUGAUUACUGGCUACAGGAGUGGGCAUUUUGGAGAGAAAUGUGCUUACAUUUCUUAUAGAUGACCAGCUUUCGGCAGUAGCUGUACAUUUAGUGUAAUAUUAUUUUGGUUUUGUAUAAUGUUUGCGUUGUUUUCUGGGCUAUGGAAAUACCUUUUCCAAAAGGACGAAUACUGUAUUCUAAUCCUUGGCUUGGACAAUGCUGGGAAGUCGGUAAGAUAUUCUGGUAAUUUUGUAAACCACCAGAUAGAAUUAGAUAGUAUCGUUCACGACCUUUCAGGUGACGUAACAAGUAGGCAAAAACAAUAAUCCGUAUUUCUGAAAAGACUUGAAAUCAUGGCAUUACAUGUUUGCAACUGACUAACUAUGAAAACGGUGUUUUGUCCAUCUGCCUGAUUAAUUGGUUUGAUUUUCCACGUUGAUCUACACGUAUGUUCGUCCAAACGGCAAAAUUACAUAAUAUUAUCUGUACUAUCCCAUGCACAGCGAGCCCAAUUUCUAAUACAUUACAUUCUGACAAGUCUUGUUGAAAAUUUAUUGUGAAAAUUUUAAAUUUCAAACUUUGGACAACUGCUUUAAUUUUAUAACCCCAAGAUCUGGAGGAUUCCAGUCUUUUUCAUCACCAGAGUUACAGAGUAAGCCAUCAGUAUAAUGCACCGCACCUCAAAUUGAUUUUGAAUUUUGAGUGUCUCAAACUGUUGAUAAGUAUAGAACAUAAGAAAAUGCUUACUUCAAAUUGUAAGUAGAUUUUCUACAUUCCGUCACACCCAGCCAAAUAUAAUUGAAAUAGUGGUGUCUUAGUCACACAGAAAAUGGAAGUAAAGAAUUACUCUGUACCAGGACUUUGAUACCAGCUGUUGACCCUUUGACUGCUAAGAGUGAUUGGCAUCUAAUUUUUUUCCUCAAUAUCACCCCUGAAUCGAGUAUGAAAGUCAUGAAAACAAUAUCUAAAGAGGUUCUUGAUUACCCAAAAGUUCUCCUUGUUAGCAUCCUAGGAAAUGUAUAGAGAACAGUUUGGACAUUACGCAUAAUGAGGCUAGGGUAUUAAGGGUUGAAUAUGUGUAAGUGCAGAAUUAAAUCCAUGAGAGAUGGAUUUGAGUAUGACGAUCAUGAAGGAUAUUUUUGUGGUGGGUUUAACUUGGCAGAGCCAAUAAGGAAACUGACAAAAAUUUCCUUUACUCCAGUUUAAAAAUACUUUUUAUUGAUAAAGGAAGAUGUAAUGUCCCAACUUUUGCUUUAAAAGAGAAAAGAAAACAGAUUAUAUUGUUGCCCGUGGACAGCUCUGUUACUGCAACUCACCAAGAAAUUUCACUGUGCAUGGUAGAGUCUUUAAUCAAGAAUCAAGUCUGUGGUCAGUAGCAGAACCAGUUACAUGUACCACAGACAACUAAUUUUAAACUAGUUAACUCAAAAGAUAAACACCUCAGACUUACCAGACACACCAAAUAAUUAUCUAUCUUAAACUCCACAACUAGCAAAAACUACAUUGAGAAUUUUAAAGGACCAACUGAUUUCUGUAAGCUCUUACUGUAGUUAACUGAUAUAAUAAUGUUGUUAUUGAUUUCCAUCAUUAUAUCUUUUAGACUCUACUUGAACAGAUAAAACGAAUGUAUGGCAAAAACUACAGUGGUUUACCAUUUGAAAAGAUCACAACAACUGUUGGACUCAAUAGUGAGUUGCUUUAAUUUCUUUCUUAAAACAAUGUAAAAAGAUGCUGUGGCGUAUUUGCAAAAGCAAUCAGAAUGGAAUGAUCAAUCCAUACAGAUGUGAAUUUAGUGAAGAAUUUAUAUCAUUUUCAAUACAACUCUGCAAAACUGGGUUUGAUCACAGGCACCAGCUGCUUUGGAGCUGGGUCACUUAACCCCUUAACUCCUAAGAUCUCAUUAGUAAUUCUCCUUAUUGUCUGCCAAAUGAUUCUCAUUAUGUUAGUUUGGAGAAUUUGGUAUCGAAUCAAUUAGUAAUCCCAUAAUUGAUAUUUUUCUUUAUUCUCAUCCCUUGUCUGCAUGAUAUUGUAUAGAUAUAAUAAGUGGAAAUUCUGUCUUGGUCACUUGUGGGAGUUUAAGGGUUAAUGUUGGAUGUACAUACAAAAUCUAUGUUCAUUGAUCAACAAGAAGACCAAUGAUAAUGAAACAUUAAUUUUGUAACUUUUGUUUUCUUCUGUGAGCAGUUGGAAAAAUAAACAUGAGUCAUGUGAAGUUGAUAUUUUGGGAUCUUGGAGGUCAGCAGGAGCUACAAUCCUUAUGGGAUAAGGUACAACUAAUAUAACCAACUAAGUUCCUGGUGAAUGACCACACUUACCUAUGAUGUAGAUAAUGUACGAGCAUAGGAUUAUAAUAAUAUAAAGCCUAAAAUGAUAUACAUGUAACCAUACUAUAUGAGCAUUUCCUGCACUAGGAAUACGAAUGCACAAGAAUUUACAAUCCACAAAAUACUUUCACCUAUGCAUGAUUGGUGUGACAUCAUUAUAAGAUACUGCAUUUUGUAAUUGUUGCUCUUUUGAUACUUUGUUUAACUGGUACUUUCAAUUUAACUUUCCGUUAGUAAUUGAAUCAAGAGGGUGGCUUUUACACUGUGCACUGUACAUCUCAAUGUUCUCCCUUAUUUUACGCAUGACAGGUAAAAUAAAUUUUCAACCCUGUAAAGCAACCCUUUUACCUGUUGAAUUUUCAAGAAUUUAAGCAAUUUUAAACAGUAAUAAGAGGUAUUACAGGCAGUAAAUGUUACCAGUUACUGCCUGAAAAGGAGAACACUGCAUCUUGGUGGACUUGUACUUGAAUAUGUCAUAAUCUUCCUGUAGAAGACAUGUAGAAAAAAUUGGUGGAAAAUUACACAUAUAUGCUUGUACUUGGCUUUUACAAUUACUAUUAAUACUGUAUUCAGUAAAAAUUUUGAGCCUCAAUGUAAAUUGUAUGAUUUUUCAUUAAUUCCUAGUACUAUGAAGAAUGCCAUGGUGUUAUCUUUGUUAUCGAUUCCACUGAUGAGAUCAGAAUGGAGGAAUCUCAUCAGGCUUUCAGUGAGUGUUCACAUUUAUAUUAUAUUUGGAGUAUUAUAAGUUAGGACUGUUAAUCACCCUCCAUGCUGCUUUUUGUGUGUAUGUCAUUUUCGUUCACUUGCUGAUUCAAUCUUUAAGUCUAAAGUAACAAAGCUUAUUAUUUAUUUUUGUAGACAAAGUAGUUCAAGAUCCUCAGUUACAAGGAAUUCCUUUGCUAAUUCUUGUGAACAAGCAAGAUCUAGAGGUUUGUCAAAAAAUUCCUUGUACUAGCAUCAAUAUAACCUGAACACUGUUUGUAGGGUAUGUUGUGGUUCCUUGUGUUUUGCCUUAUUUUUGUACUCCUUCACUGGUGUACUUGCACUUGGAGACAUGUAUGCUAUGAUUAUGCAAAACAAAGGAGAAAGUUGAACCACACCAAAUACAACAGAAUGUGAAAUUAGCAGUCAUUUAGGGUGUACAUACUGAAGCUAUGUGUACAAUCGGCAACAAAAUUGUCAACAUAUUGAUUUUUUCAACCCCUUGUUACUUCAGUUUUAUCUCUACUGCCUUUGUUAAGUUAACUUAUUUGCCCCCCUCCCCCCCAAAACAAUGUUGUAUGGUGAUUCCAUGGACCUUUAGCUACAUGCAGGCAACAUUGAAUGGGUAAGGGGGGGAGGGGUCUUGUCAAUGAUUUAGAUUGUGGUAGAAACAGGAAAAUAAUGUGUCAAAUAAUUUUGACACUGAUUACAACUUAAUGAUACUAAAUUGAAUAUAGCUGUACCUGGUGCUGUAUGUUGUUGGGUAUUAAACUGUAUAAAUUUCUAAUUUACAAUACCAUUGUGUAGUGUCUACACUAAAUAAAUCAAUGAAAAUUUGAACCUUGUAUCUAGAUGAUAACUACACAUAUUUAUUUUGCUUUAAAAGGGUUCUCAGGGAGUGGAAGCCAUUAAAAAUUUCUUCCAUGACGACUCUUCUAGCAAUGGGCAACUUGAUUAUUUUAUUCAGCCAACAUCAGCUUUAAGUGGGUGAGUAAAGAAAUGUUGCUUUGUGAAACUAGCCAACUGAUUUUUCUCAACAAUAUCAAUUUCUUUAAUUGUUGUUCAUGCUUAUUGUGGUAAUUAUUAGGAUCUUCAACACUGUCUUUUAACCAAUUGUUAUACUCUGAAUCCUCUCAUUCCUUUACAUGUACUUAGUCAUUCUUUCAUGUAGAUCUCAGUAUUUAAACAUUAUUUUGGAUGUAUUCCAAUCUGGAUUUAUUUUACAGCUUUUAUUGUAAAUAUAAUUCACACCAGUGCUGAUAAUGGUGAUGAUGACAAUGACGCUUACUAUAAUUGUAACAUAUGCUAUUACCAUUCUUGUUUGGCUGAGUUCUUUGUUAUUUAUUUGUAACUUCAGAAUUGUAGUUCCAGUACAUAUGCAAUGUACAAGUUGUUCUUUUUUAUCAAUGCACAUCUCCUAUUUGUGUAUUGUAGUAUCACUGCCAGUAACAUGUACUUGUACAUAUAACUUACACUUAUUGCAAAAAGAUAUACAUUGGUGAAACAGGGAGAGGACUACUGUAGGUGCCCAAUUCCUAAAACACCUUUGCAAUGUUGAAAGAGAUAAUCAGGACACAUCCAAACCAGCUGCUAGACACAUUAAUCUCUGUAGUCACUCUAAGCAGCACAUGGCAGUCUGGGACCUUUCCUUACAUCUAGGCAGUUCGGAAAGCUGCAAAACUCUAGAACAAAAACUUAUCUUCAAAUUGGCACUCUUGAUCCCCACCACAUCAAGGGACACUUCAUUCAACUAAUUUAUUCUUGUUUUUCUUGUCACCGUGUUCCCACCAAUAUCAUAGUUCCACUUUCUGCAUAUAAAUGCACACACAACCCACAAUGCCUCCAUUGGCUCUGACAAAGGGCUAAAGCUUGAAACAUCAGCUUUGGAACUCCUUAUGGUGGCUAAGUUAGAAAUACAUUAUUUAUCAAAUCAGCUGAUAAAAUCAAAUUAUCUUGUUAUACUCCCUUACUGAUGCAGCAAUUUUUAUUUUUGGAAACUUACCCCCUUUUAUACUUGCUCAAAUAGUUAUCUGAAUCAAUUUCUAAUAUCUUUAGCUAAUCAAAAUGAGUGAUUGUUAGGACUCCAGGUUCUCAAUUUGCAUACAUACACAAUCCCUUACACUUGGCACAAUUUCAAAAUAACUUGAUCCUGGUAGCUUACAGAAACACUGAUGGCCCACUAUAAAUGGCUCAUCCCAACUUUUCACAAACUCUGUGCUUUAUGUUGAAAAUGAAACCAUUCUCACAUGUAGUUAGGCAUUACUCCCAUAUUUCAACAUUUCAUCUUCUGCCCAUGCUGCAAAAUGACACAUUUGAAAAUUAUCAAACAUUAAGGGCUGCUUUGAAGAAGGUCUAACCCAAGUUGCAACUUUACACAGACAGUGGGUUAAUUUAAUUAGAUAAAUGUCCUUCCUGUUAACUUUUGGCCCUCUUGACACUGUUCACAAAAAUGACAGUUUACUUAAAUAGAUAAAAGGUUCAAAAAAGUUGAAGAUAGUUUAGAACACCAUUUUAUUAAACAAUGGCUGAACUUUUUUUUACAUAACCUAUCCUUAGGUUUGCUUUGCUUCCCUUGGAACAUAACAGGAUUGUUAUCAACAUAGACAUGUUAUGGGUCACCAUGUCUACAAUUUGUUCACAUGUACAUAUUCAAUUUGGUGAACAAAAAAAACAAUGCCCAGUGAGCUGGAAUUAAAUUAAAUUUUAAAAAAAGGCCUUCCUUUUGUACAUGUAGCUUCCUGCAUUUACACAACAGGAAAUAAUUGUCAUUCACACAGUUAAAACCACAUGGCUGUUUUAAAUACCCACUCAAAACCUGAGGGGCUGGGUUCUUUUAUCUUGGAAAUAUUCUAAACAGUCCAACUUUACAUGCCUCAUUACCCUCCCAAAUUUUAAAAAAACUCCUCUCCUCUUUGAAAUUAAAUUAAAAUGGUAAAAACAUUUCCUUGAUGUGCUGUGCUGUAUAAAUUGGGAAAUCUUCAAUAGCCUGGGAAAAGAGAAAUUUUAAACUCAGGAUUAUCAGACAUUUGCUGUAAUAUAUUAAAUUUUCUGAUAAGGCUGCUUUAAAAUUAAAGCACUUACAAAAAAAUUUAGGGCAACGUACUAUUAGGCGUAAAAGUUCUCUUGCUCUUUAAUGUACAUGUACAUAUAUAUUGAAUGACUGGCUACAAUGGGUACACACUGGCUUCCUGUUUACACUCAUUUUUCAAAGACUUGUUGGGAGCCUUUGUCUUCAGGACAUCAUGGAAGCAUCAACCACAAUAUACCUUUAAUUGAGAAAAUUUUUCCUAAGUGGUUUUCCAUUGUGAGACACCUGCACAUUUCCUCUCCUUUAAAGAUUUUCUUACUUCUUAUAAUUGUGUAUUAAACAGUUAGCUUCUCUCACUGUUAGGUUAAAAUGAGAAGUUUGAGGCUCAUCUAGAUUUUUUCUAUGCUUGGAUUCAAAUCAAUUUCUAUGUGAUGAUUUAUGACAACUGUUCCAAGAUCUCACCAUCACAUAUCCCACAUUUUUGGUUUAUAUUACAGCAAAUUAUUCUUCCAUUGUUAAUGGAUUUUCUCCUUUAGAAUUACUUGUAGUUUAACUUUAAGUGACACUGUACCAACUAAAAUCAUAAUACCAUACAGCACUUUCACUUCUGAUGAUUGUAUACCAUUGUCCAUGAUAAACUUUUUAGGUAAGGGACCUGUCAGUAUUUUUUGCAGGGGAAAAGGGGAGGGGGGCGGGGACAGAGGAUUUUUGAGGGGAUCACAUGGUUAUCAAGGGCAGUGGAGGGGGAAUCAGUCAUUGCUAACAGAGCAUAAAGGGGGGGGUUACAGAAAAUUGACUAACAAUUAGGGAGGAAGGGGUGAUCAGGUAAAUUUUAUUGUGACAGAACCCAAGUACUCUCCCCAGGUGAUAAUAAUGACUAGUCCCUGAGAUUAUGUUUUUUCUCCUUUUUUUUCGUAGAGAUGGGUUAGGUAUUGGAAUUGAAUGGCUUGUACAAUCAGUAAAACGAAAUCUGGAACGACCGCCUCGACAGAAAGAUAUCACAUAACUUAAACCUGAUCAUAAAGGAAUUUCUUAUUACAAUAACUCUAAAUUUCCAAGCGGAAAGGUGAUGAGAAGAAAGAAAAUAUCAACAGGGAAUGUUUUUUUAUUUCAUUAGCGUUAAAUUCUCAGAGCUCAAAUGAUGUUAAAAAACAAAACAGUAGACAGUGCGGAGAGUUGAAAUUUAGAUCUCAAGAGUGAAUGGGCAACAUAAGCUGGAUAAAAAAGGCAUACAUUUUUGUUUUUUGUUUUUGUUAUUUUCUCUUAAUUUAAAUGAAAAUUUGGAUUUCUUAUUCACAAAAUGUCCAGAGUUAUACGAGUUAUUAUAAUGUGCAUUAUAUCAAAUAUACUUAAAAUUUAUUCGGAUGAUGUGCGUGAUAAGAAUAGCGUACUCAUACAAGUCAGAGGUAUUCAGAUAUAACAGAAAAAUGAAUAUGCAUCGCAUUUAAUUUGUACAAAAAGCAAUGUUAGAGAUGAUGUAGGUACUGCGUAGACUACAUGGCUUGGGAAAAAGGUCAUAGGAAAUUUCACGUCAUGCUACGAGUAAAUGUAAGAAAAAAUGUUUGUACAGUAUUUACAAGUGUUUGUUGCCUAUUUAGUCAAUGUGCCUAGCUGUGACAUUAAGUUUGAAAGACAUUGAAGUACAAAACUCUUACUUCGCUGUUAAUCAAACAAAAAAUUCGCGUGACUUUGUACUGAUCAGCGGUUGUUAGCCAACUUUGUCUGUUGAUUCCUGUCAUUCUGAUUGAUGGUGUUCUGAGUUCUGAACUUUACUAUUCGAAUGUUACUGACAAACGCAGUAGAAAUUUUUUUACGUUGUGGCAUUUGCCUGGUGUGCAUUAAUAUAUUUUUUUUUUAACGUAACCUAACCCGAUUCAGGAGGCCGUAACAAAAUUAAUGUUUCUUUUUUUUAUUAUUCAUUAACCGUAAACUGACUUUCAUAUUCACUGUAAGAGAGAUUAUUAUAUAAUAUUUAUUCUUACCCAGGUUUAGGAAUAUUAAAAUUGUCAAGCGAAUUGGAUGAGAAAAAAUAAGUAUAAACUGUCUGAGAAUGAUCACAAAAGUGUAGCUUUGUAACAUUCCCUUUUACCCACAAAUAAUAGCGAGGAACAAAGCGAAAAUGUCGCUGCCAUCACUAAAGAUGGUAAACAUUUUUAUCUUUGCUAUGGUUUACUAGAAAACAGAUGCCAUGUUUCGUGAAAGAUGAAAUUUUUGCGAGUGCGUCUGAAAUAAGGCCAUCUACAUGAAGCUAACCUGAUUGCACUACAUCAGCUAUGGGGUUUUAGUGGUAGGGCAACGACCUCUAUGUUAUUGAAAAGAAUCAGUCUCUAAGCUCUUGAAAAAAUUACUUCCUGAGGUGCUUAUGUAGCUGGGGGUAAUCUGAGGUGGUGGUGUUUGUCUGACCUUGGGAAUGUAGAGGAUCACAAUCUUUCACGAUGAAUCUUAUAAUCAAAAUGCAACUGUAUCACUGAACAUAAACUAUACAAUAGAAAUACCCUUUAAGUUUAAAGUUACCUUUAAGUGUCAGCAAAAUUUGGUAGCAUUAAUUUUUUAGUGAAGAAUGUAUAUUAAGAUUAGUUAAACUUUAGAAUAACAAUACCGGGAUGUAUUUGAAGUCUGUAACAAUCUAAUUUAGUUUAAGGAAAAAAACAGCUUGCAAUGUCCACGCCUAUGUUUAUAUAGCUGGUCUGAAUGUUUACACUACCUAUCAAGGUUUGCGUUCAGAGGGGUAUAAAUCCUGUGUAAAAAAGAAAAACAGGGAACGUAAUUUUAAAUUAGAUAAUUGCUAUCAGUUGUACUUAAUGCAGCUAUAGCAUUUAAUUCUUGACAAAUGAUGAAUUAACGCAUUUGCCGAAACAUGAUUAUUUCAGCGAACCAGAGAUCUUAUUAUGUUUAGAAAAGUUGAGAACAAACGAUGGAGAAGAAAUGACGGAGGAGAACUCAGUCAUCUCUUUAUAUAUUAAAAUCUCUUUAUAUAUUAAAAAAUAAAUAAAUGAACAGCAGUUCUAACGAAG